This is a messenger RNA of Cotesia glomerata, 536 nucleotides long. RefSeq names its product superoxide dismutase [Cu-Zn] (gene Sod1). The record is from RefSeq and is a predicted model, not a curated record. NCBI's taxonomy places the organism in Eukaryota, Metazoa, Arthropoda, Insecta, Hymenoptera, Braconidae. Gene Ontology annotation, molecular function: superoxide dismutase activity; copper ion binding. Gene Ontology annotation, biological process: removal of superoxide radicals.
AGUGGAUCCAAUCCUGUCAAGGUCACAGGAGAAGUCACUGGUCUGAAGCCAGGUCUUCAUGGCUUCCAUAUUCACGAAUUUGGUGACAACACUAAUGGAUGUACCAGUGCUGGACCUCACUUCAACCCGCUAAAAAAAGACCAUGGAGGUCCUGAGGACAGUGCAAGGCACGUUGGAGACCUGGGAAAUGUCACAGCAGGUGCUGACGGUGUUGCCAAGGUCAACAUUACUGACAAAAUGAUCGGGCUUGAAGGAGAUCACAAUAUCAUCGGCAGAACUCUUGUGGUCCACGCUGACCCCGAUGACUUGGGCAAAGGUGGCCACGAGCUGUCAGCAACAACUGGUAACGCUGGAGCUCGUUUGGCCUGUGGUGUUAUUGGAAUCACCAAAUAAACAUUCCGAAGAAGAAAUAUCACAUCAAUAAAAUUACUACGACCAAAUUAAUAAUGUAAUCAGGCACUACUCUAUAAAACUAGGUUUUUGAGUAGACUAAAAAUAAUUAUCAUUCCUGUUGAAAUAAAAACCUCUCGUACAUA